Molecule: messenger RNA, 657 nt
Organism: Musca vetustissima
Lineage: Eukaryota; Metazoa; Arthropoda; Insecta; Diptera; Muscidae
Product: protein DPCD
Exons: 1
Coding region: 7-657 (216 amino acids)
Source: RefSeq, a predicted model, not a curated record
AUCAACAUGUCAUACGAAAAUUGGCUAAAUUAUCUUAAGAGUGCUGAGAAAAAUUCAAUGCUAAGCGGUAAAAGUCGAAAAGUGUUUUACAAGUUUCCCGAUGGAAAUCAAAUGGCCGAGGAAUACAGCAUGGACACGGGAGUUGUACAAAAAAGAGCAUGGCGCAAAUGUAAACAGCUUAUGGGAGAACCAGAAUGGGAAGUUGAAUUAGGCGAGGAUUCUCGUCAACUGGGAGCCGCCGGUGGAGAAAAAGAUGAUAUUCGUAAUGACGACGGCAGCUUUAUGGUAAAAAUUUCGAAUACUGAGCCAAUACUCAGCAAACGAAUCACAAAGAAAAAUAUUGAAUGGAGAAUACGAAAUUUACCCUAUCCCAUAGAGGUGUACAAUGUUCAAGCUGAUGGCGAGAAACGAGCCAUUGUUGUAAGAACAACAAAUAAGAAAUAUUACAAAGUUAUUCCUGUACCGGAUUUAGAUCGUUGUGGAGUACUACCGGCACAGGAAAACAUAAUGGUACAUCAUCAAUACAAUACACUGAUAAUAACCUAUAAGAAACCCGAUAUCUUAUGCGAAAUGGAGGCAGCUGUUUUGAUUUUGUUAAAAGAUGUAGAGACUGAAACCGAUAUGGAGGAACUUUUACAAGGCCUACUGCAGAAAUAA